This is a messenger RNA of Corylus avellana, 1074 nucleotides long. Lineage: Eukaryota; Viridiplantae; Streptophyta; Magnoliopsida; Fagales; Betulaceae. The record is from RefSeq and is a predicted model, not a curated record.
AUGACCGAGGUGUUGAUAGAGAUCAGAAGGGGCCCCAACUUCAAAUGGCCAACAAGGAUGAAGGGUCUCGCAUCAAAGCGAGACCAUACCAAGUUUUGCCAAUAUCACAAUGAAGUCAGCCACUUGAUAAAGGAGUGUGUAUCUCUUCGUCAAGAGAUAGAAUCCUUCAUUAGGAAUGGCAAACUAGUAAGGUUCCUGGCAGACGAGAGGGACAGAGGAAGAGAUCAUCAGCAACCCCUGCCGCUUGAGGGGAACCGAGAAGCCGUUGGAGGCCGAGACCAAAGGCCAAGACAUGGUAAUGGCUCGAGGGAUGAUCGGUAUGUCGACCCAGCACAUAAUCAGCAAGCUAAGCCGAGGAAUGAUCGGGAUGCUUGUCCCCCACCUCAGAAUCCUAAUGUAGUAGGAGAAAUCCUAACCAUUUCAGGAGGAAUAGCUGGUGGAGGGGAGUCCAACUCAGCUAGAAGAGCCCAUGCUAGAAGGGUGCAGACAGAGGAGGUUCUCUUCCUUGAAGGGUUUGCUAAGACCUUGAAACAAGAGCCCAUGGUUUUAUCAUUCACCGAGGAAGAUGCAAAGGGCGUAAUGAUGCCUCAUGAUGAUACAUUGGUGGUAACAGUGACUGUAGCCAACCAUUUGCUCCACCGGAUUCUAAUAAAAAAUGGAAGCUCGGCUGACAUCCUCUAUUGGCCAGUUUUCAAACAGAUGGGCAUUGAUCGUAGUAGGAUCACACCAUUUGGCUCUCCCUUAGUUGGAUUUGCGGGAGGGCAAGUCCAACCUAUCAGAAUUAUCUCACUACCAGUAACAGCAGGAACAGCUCCUAAGCAGUCAACUGUCAUGGUAGUCUUCUUGGUAGUCAACCGACCAUUUGCUUACAACGCAAUAAUCAGUCAACCAGCCUUGAAUAAGUUGAAAGCGGUAACUUCAACUUACCAUCUGAAGACGAAGUUCCCAAUAGAGGAAGGUAUCAGAGAGGUCAAGGGUGGCCAAACUACAGCAAGGAAGUGUUACAUAACUUCCCUGAAGAAGCCUUCAGAGGUAACACCUUUGACGGUGAGCACCGUGGGAAGUAGAAAGUAA